Molecule: messenger RNA, 2589 nt
Organism: Cucurbita maxima (winter squash)
Lineage: Eukaryota; Viridiplantae; Streptophyta; Magnoliopsida; Cucurbitales; Cucurbitaceae
Product: protein MAIN-LIKE 2-like
Exons: 8
Coding region: 117-2204 (695 amino acids)
Biological process (GO): meristem maintenance; meristem development
Source: RefSeq, a predicted model, not a curated record
AGCAUCCUACGACGUUGCUCUCGUCGUUUCGAGGGUUCUAUUUUCUUUAUCCAUUCGGUGCGAAGGUCGUCUUCUCCGUCGUCGUUUUGGGCUAACUUCAUUCACCAGUGGGAUCGAUGGAAGUAUCAUUAAUGGAUCCUUAUGGGACCAAUCCUGGGCCGAUCGAUAGCUCUGUUCUAUAUGACCAAGAGAAGCAUGUAUCCUCAGCAGUUUGGGAUGGGCAGGAGCGUGGCGCACUUAGGUGUCAUGAGCACACUUCCAAGCUUGAUCAGUGGACACUUACAGCCAAGCAAAUUGAACUGGUUGAGAGAGCUGGAUUUGGGUACUUAAGAUUGAUUCCUGCAAUUAGUCUUGAUAACCCACUAAUCUCUGCUUUGGUUGAGAGGUGGAGAAGAGAAACAAAUACCUUCCACUUGAACGUUGGUGAAUUGACUAUUACCCUGAAAGAUGUUGCUGUCUUACUGGGACUUGCAAUUGAUGGAGACCCUGUUAUUGGUCUAACAUACACAACCUGCCACUCUGUGUGUGAGAUGUAUCUAGGCAGAGCUCCAGAUCAUGGCUACACGAGUGGUGGAAUGGUUAAGCUUAGUUGGUUGAAAGAGCUCUUUUCUCGGUGCCCCGAAGAUGCUCCAAUGGAAAUCGUCGAACGCCAUACACGUGCUUACCUUCUUUACCUUGUAGGCAGUACAAUAUUUUCCACGACAACCGGGAACAAAGUACCUGUCAUGUACCUUCCUUUGUUUAAGGAUUUUGACCAGUGUGGCAAACUUGCUUGGGGAGCAGCUGCUUUAGCAUUUUUGUAUAGAGCUCUUGGGAAUGCUUCAUUAAGAUCACAAAGUACCAUCAGCGGUUGCUUAACCUUAUUUCAGUGUUGGAGUUAUUUUCACCUUAAUAUUGGACGUCCAAAGCUAAAUCAUGAUCCAUUGCGUAAUCGCUUUCCGUUUGUGCUUAGAUGGAAGGGCAAACAAAGCGGUCCGACAGCAAAUCGUGAUAUCGUUUUUUACCGAAAGGCUUUGGAUUCCCUGAAGCCUUGUGAUGUGGAGUGGCUACCUUAUAGAAAUAUGGAUAGUAUCCUAAUGCCUGAUGAUAUUAAAAGUUCUCUGAUACUUGGGGGGGCAAAGACAAUGUUGAUAUGCUUUGAUAAAGCAGAGAAGCAUCUUCCUGACCGUUGUGUAAGGCAGUAUGGUAUGCUUCAGGCGAUCCCAGAAGAUGUACGACGGUGGGAAAGAAAAAGCCGGGGCGUCGACGGAGGAGUUGACCUAUCAGCAAAAAUGGAAGUUGAGCUUAAUGAAUGGGGAAACCGUAGACUCCAGAUUGUUGAUGGUGAUGAUUGUGUAGAUGAGAAUGGAUACAUGCAAUGGUACCUGAAAAUUACUCGUCGGUUCAUUGGGAGGCCUAUAUCUCUCUCAUCUGAGUUUCAGAGGACGAAUUCUGGGUUGAGGGAUAUUGCGCACAUAGCAGAUACAUUCUCAACCAAUGGGUUAGAUCAGCAACAAAUUGAUUUGAUUUCAAGGAUAAGAUACAUUGCACAUGAAUGUUUAAGAGGCCAAAUUGGAGGUCCAAUUAUAUUGCCCUCCAGUCCCGAGAUCGAACUCGGGAAACGAACAAGGGGAAAAGAGAAGGUCAGAAGGAAAGGUACAGGAAAACGUUCGAGGAAGGACGACCAAUUGCAAUACAAUGCUGUUGGUGAGGACAACCAAUCUAAUUUUUGUGAUUCUGCCAUUGAGGUUGAUCAACUACAACUCCAUCACAUGAAUAGAGAGUUAUGUUCUGUGGACUCGGAGGUCGAUCAUUUACCGCUUAUUGACGAAGUCGACGAGGAUGAUAGUAUGCAGUUAUGUAAUCCCAACAUAGGGGUUGACCAUCCUGACAUGAUCCAUAAUGCCACAGAGGGAAACAUGGCUGAGUUAAGCCAUGCUGAUAUCAAACUCGAUGAAGCCGAGCUAUGCGACACACCGAAAGAGGUUAAUGGCCUCCAUAUAUCUGAUACAAUAAACGAAGUCGUAGAUACUCAUAUUUGUUGCGCAAUGGAUGCUGGUCAUCCACUGCAUUUCUCUACAUCUAAGGAAGCCAAUUAUCAUUCGACCGAGGAUGUUAAUCUACUGAAGUUUCCAAACACAGCUAACAAUAUUAACAGUUCUGAACUUUGCCAUGGCUCUAUUAAGAGCUCUCCUCACACAGAUGAACGUGCAGCCCAAGGCUAAUGCCUAAAUUUUCGAUGGAUGAUAGGCUUAGUCAUUUGAAGCUCUCUGAUGACUUUGGGAUGCAAAUUUUUUUAUAAAUUAUUCAUAUUUGAGCACACUUGGAAGUUCUUGAAGCAAGUAGGGUAGCCCGAAAGGAAACAAUCGUUAGCUACCACUGCCGGGUUUUUUUUUUUGUUGGAUUUGGAACUUGGAGGUGAAGAGACAAAGCUCACAUUCAGUAACUUUUGUUGGGUAGAGAGUAUACUACCAAGAGUGGUCUCCGAAGGGCAGCGAGGGAAAAUAAAUUAAUCCUGUAUUUAUUUUAUUUUUCAUUGAUUAAUUAGAUUGUAAUGAUAUUUACUUCAUCCCAGUCUGGUUGAAUAAUCAGAUGGUUCCUUUUUGUUUA